AUGAGGUGGGGGCCCCCCGUCUCAGCUCGCAGCAGCAAGCUCACGCUGCUGCGGCAGAGGGCCCCACAGGGGCCCCUUUGCCUCUCCAUUGCUUCGGCCCGGCUGCCUAUUGCAGCACAAGGGGGCCCCCCAGGGGCCCCCUGGGGGGCCCCCCUGUGGGGGCCCCCUGGGAGCCCCCCGGGGGGCCCCCUUAGUCUGCGGUUGGGGCCCGCGAGGGGUACUGGCUGGUGCAGCAGCAGAUUCUCCUCAACACAAGUUCCCGCUGCAGGUGCUGCCAAGGCCUCAGAUAUGAAAGCUGAAGCAGCAGCAGCAACAGCAGCAGCAGCAGCAGCAGCGAACAGCAAGUUGCCGCAGCAGCAGGGGCUGCAAAGCCCUGCAGGAGGUUCUGCUUCUCCUAGCGAAGCAGCAGCAGCAGCAGGGACCCGCCGCAAAGCAGGCAAAACAAAACGCGGCCUGAAGCUGUUGGCAGCAGCAACAGUAGUUGCUGCUGCUGCCGCUGCUGUGGCUGCUGCUGCUGAGGACGACAAGGAGAAGCAGAAGUCUUCGCUGCAGGCGCUGCAGCUCGUGCUGCAGCAGCAGCCCCUAGCAGGAAGAGCAGCUACUGUCGCUGCUGACAGGACAGCAGCAGCAGCAGCUGCUGCUGCACCAGCAGCAGCAACAGCUUACGAGGCAGCAAUUGGCAAUGUCUCAGCAAAGUCAGCAGCAGACGCAGAAGCUGACGCAGUAAAGAGCGGUUCUGGAGCGGCAACAGCAGCAGCAGCAGCAGAAUCCGCAGCAGCAGAGGCAGCAGCAGAAGCAGAAGCGGCAGCAGAGGUAGCAGCAGCAGCAGCAGAAAAGACAGUUUUGCUGGAGACGAAGGGACAAGCGCUGCGUAGAGCUCUCUAUGCUCAGGAGCAACAGCCGUUGCAGCAAGAGCAGCAGCAGCAGCAGCAGCACGAGCAGCAGCAGCAGCAGCAGGAGCUGCAAGAGCAGCAGCAACAAGAGCAGCAGGAGCAGCAGCAGCAAGAGCAGCAGCAGCAAGAGCAGCAGCAGCAAGAGCAAGAGCAAGAGCCUCAACAGGAAGAGGAAGAGUCGCGUCAGGAGCGAGAUGAGCAGGAAGUUGCAGCAGCAGCAGCAGUAGCAGCAGCAGCAGCAGCAGCAGCACCCUCAUACGAAGACUUCUUGCUAUCCCCUUCAGCAGCAGCAGCAGCUGCUGCUGCUGCUGCUGCUGGGACCGACGCAGACACGGAGGCGUUCGCAGCAGCAGAGGCGCAGCGGCUGCGGGCGCUGCCGCAGCAGCAGCUGCAUGCGCAUGCGCUGCAGCAAAGUCUCUUAAUUAGGGUUUUGAAAGGAGACACAAAAAGCCAAAAAAAAGAAAGAGAAGAACAAAUUGAAGCAGCAAAACGCGCAGCAGUGCAGCAGUUCCGGCAAGAUGCGAGGGACGCAUUUGAAGCGCAGGCGGAGGCCGCUCUGUCUCUGGUGGAGGCGCGGACUUGGGAUUUUUUUGCAAAGCAAGAAGAGAUGAAAGGGUUUAUGUUCGAGACAAAGGAGCAGAUGCAUGCGCUGGAGACGCAAGUAGACGAGCUGCACCACGCCUUCGGGGACUUGGUGAGCCGUCUAAACACCGCAGUCGCCGCCAGCCGCGUCGGCGCUGCUCUUUCGAGUUUGGACUUUGCGGUGUCUAGACACCUGCCGGUGGGGGCGGCUGUGAGGGAACUGGAAAAGGCUGGAGAAGAAGACCCCGUUGUAGCCUCAGUUGCUUCUUCGCUGCUGCCGCUGCUGCCUGUUCUUGACAGGGAGCCAGUGGUUUCUCCCGCUGCUGCAUUUGAGCAGCUCGAGGGAGCCCUUCGCCGCAGCGCGCGCGCAGCCUUCGUGCCCGAAGGCAGCGGCGUCCUGCUGCACUUGUUUUGCUACUUUUUGGGUUCUGUUUAUUCUGUUCUUCCUUCCCCUUUUGUUCAUUUUCCAUUUCUCGAAGAAGACGCGGACAGCCGCGCAAAAGACACGCAGCAGCUGCUGCACAACCUGCAGCAGCUGCACCAGGCUCGCAUGCACACCGACAGAGCGGACCUUCCUGCUGCAGUGGGGUGUCUAGACAGCUUGAAAGGCUUCGCGCGGCGAGAAGCUGAAAAAGAAAUUAAUAAAAUAAAAUUGAGUUUGCAAGUACACCAGGCAGUUGAUGCACUUCGAGCCAGACUGGACUGCAUCAACGCGCAGCUAGCCAGCUAA
Molecule: messenger RNA, 2205 nt
Organism: Eimeria tenella
Lineage: Eukaryota; Apicomplexa; Conoidasida; Eucoccidiorida; Eimeriidae
Exons: 8
Coding region: 1-2205 (734 amino acids)
Source: RefSeq, a predicted model, not a curated record